GAAGAGAGAGCGGAGUCAGUUAGUCAAUCAGGCCGGCUCCGAGAGGGUCUACACUGGACACACUGCAGCCGCUGAAUUCGUGUCGGGUUCUUGAUAUUUGUAUCUUUCUGCCCUUGAGGCUGGGGCGGCGGGCUGAAGGGGCUCCGGGCGAGCUCCCCCCGCGCUGGUGGCCAUGUCGCAGCCGACCCUCCGUGAGGAAUUGGAUGAGCUCUCACAGGAUUUGGAUUAUGAUGUUCCAGACGGCAAAGAUGGAAGUAAACUGUACAAAGUCAAAUGGACUUCGGAAGAGGAUGAAAGGUUAAAGAAGCUGAUAAAGCAAUUUGGCAAAAAUGAUUGGAAGCUUAUAGCAAGUAAUUUCUCUAACCGAACAGAUACUCAGUGCCAACGUAGGUGGCUGAAGGUUCUAAAUCCAGAGCUUGUGAAAGGUCCAUGGACAAAGGAAGAAGACCAGAAGGUAAUUGAAUUAGUUCAGAAAUAUGGGCCAAAACGUUGGUCUUUGAUUGCUAGGCAUCUAAAAGGUAGGCUUGGCAAGCAGUGUCGUGAGCGCUGGCAUAAUCACCUCAAUCCUGAGGUUAAGAAAUCAUCUUGGACAGAAGAGGAAGACAAGGUUAUUUAUGAAGCACACAAAGUCCUUGGCAACCGAUGGGCAGAGAUUGCGAAGCUACUUCCAGGAAGGACCGACAAUGCUGUAAAAAACCAUUGGAACUCUACAAUGAAGAGGAAGGUGGAGAUGGAAGGCUAUUUGCAAGAUGGUAACCAGGAUAUGCCGAUGUUCUUACUUACUCAUUCGGAAGAUGGUGAACUCCAGGUUUACAGAGCCACAGUGACAGAGCCAUCUUUAAAACAAGAACCUGUCACUGUGGAAACUAUUUCACAACCGACUUCUGUUGCAUUAAAACAGGAGGACAGUUUAGCCACUUGGCCGGGCAGUCUUCUUACGGAUAACUCCUUACAAUGUGAUCAUGGACUAUCAGCUACGUCUGAAACACAGCAGGAACAGUCCACUUCAGAUCAAUCACAGGAGGUUAACCAUUCCAAAGAAGAGGAUUCUAGUAGUACAUUUGUGAUUGUGGAAUGUGAGGGAAUAUUUUCAACACAGGAGAUCCCUGAAUUCUCUGAACCUCUGGAGUUAAUCAAAUGUGAACCAGAUGCGUGGUCUGACCUAUCUUGCUUCGAUUUACCGGAAGAUAUUGUCAAACAAGAGCCAGUAGAGACCUCGCAGCAGACUUUGACUGAAUAUCGCAUUGAUGCAAAUACCAUCUCAGACCUGAGCAAAAGUGCAAAGAAGGGUGAACUCAUCCCCAUGAUCACCUCACCAGUUGCAGGAAGCUUCAGCACUCCUCCAACAAUCCUGCGGCGUAAGAGGAAAACAAAAAUUACACUAUCACCUGUUACUGAAAGCAAUUCUAAUAAUAGUUUUACAAUUAUUGAAAGCAGCACCAGCAGUAGCAUGACUCCAAAAAGUACCCCAGUGAAGACCUUGCCUUUCUCGCCAUCGCAGUUUUUGAACUUCUGGACUAAACAAGACAAUCUUGAUAUAGAGAAUCCAUCUCUUACCUCUACGCCAGUGUGUAGCCAGAAGAUAAUCGUUACCGCUCCACUUCAACGAGACUACACACCCAAAGUUCAGAAGGAGAACUCUGUAUUUCGAACACCCAGAAGUCACAGAUCUCUUUUGGACAGUACACCAAGGACACCCACACCAUUCAAAAAUGGACUGGACAAAUGUGGAGUUGCAAAGCCUCAACAUCCGGUGCCUCAGUUUGAAGAAGAUCUAAAAGAGAGUUUGAAGAGCAUUUUGCAGGAAGAUGAAACCCAUUUAGUUAAAAGAAAGGAGCAUGGGCUACACAGGCCGCUUAUGAAGAAAGUACGAAAGUCACUUGCUUUGGACAUUUUGGAAAAGGAUGGGUGCGGUGCAAGUCAGGCUACAUCAAAUACUAUCAACAUGAACACACAGAAGCAAACAGAAGACUCCUUAUCAAGAUCUUUAAACAACUCUUCAAGUAAAAAGGAUGAUACUCUGGAUAGAGGUUUUAUUAUACCCAAUAAGGAGGCUAGUUUUUCUUUGAAACAAUAUAACCUAGAAACUCCAAAAUGGAUGAGUAGUACUUGGGAAGCAGUAGUCUGUGGAAGAACAAAGGAUCAGCUAAUAAUGACUGAGAAAGCCAGGAAGUAUUUAAAUGCCUUCAAAUCUACACACACCUCCAGGACUUUGAUUUUAUAAUGCUAUACGGGAUACGCUAAUGGACUAUCUAUUCUAGUCAAAAGGAUUAUCUGGUGGAAUGCUUGCAAGCAAAAUGUUUUAAGUGCAUCCAUAAAACGUGAAGUUCCAGCAUCAGUUUAUGUCCUUACUGUAAAGGAAGAGAUUAUUCCAAUGACUGAUUUUGUAAAACAACUAUUUCAUAUUAGUAUUUCACAAGUUCCAGAGCAUAAGAGUAUUAUUUGUGAUUGUACUGUAUUUUGUUUCCAACAGGAGAAUCUUGCAUUAACACAUUAACUUCAGAUUCUCCUGUUCACCAGAAAGUACCAAUACUGAACAAUCGCUGGGCAAGAUAAUUUGUACAUUGUGUUGUGACUGUGAUGUGUUCUUUAAUGGUGAUAUCAUGCACCUGUGUUUCUAAGGUGCAUUGUUUUGACUGCUUAGAAGGUUUUAUCACUAAGCAGAGACACAAAACUGCUGAACAUCUUGCCAAUAGUAAUGUGAAUUGAGAAAUUACCCCUUAGUAAAAUUUCUCAUUUUAGAACUCUUUGCCAAGAGAUGUGCAUUUCUUUUCAAUAGCUAAUUUUUUUCCCAGUACACAUGUUAAAGCAUAUUAGUUCUUUGCUCAUUAGCUGGCAGCUGAGUUCAAAGUAUUUUCCAAAAUUGACAAUUUGCAAAGUAUAGCUUUUUUUUAUCCCUGACUUGUUAAAAGUAAUGAUUUUCAAAUUACAAAGGUGUAGA
Hypanus sabinus (Atlantic stingray) is the source of this 2941-nucleotide messenger RNA. RefSeq names its product v-myb avian myeloblastosis viral oncogene homolog-like 2b (gene mybl2b). Bases 173 to 2224 code for a protein of 683 amino acids. The transcript is spliced from 15 exons. Gene Ontology annotation, molecular function: DNA-binding transcription factor activity, RNA polymerase II-specific; RNA polymerase II cis-regulatory region sequence-specific DNA binding. NCBI's taxonomy places the organism in Eukaryota, Metazoa, Chordata, Chondrichthyes, Myliobatiformes, Dasyatidae. Gene Ontology annotation, cellular component: nucleus. The record is from RefSeq and is a predicted model, not a curated record. Gene Ontology annotation, biological process: regulation of DNA-templated transcription.